UAACUAAUGAAACGUGUUUGUUAAUGAGCUGUAAUAUUGUUUACAGCUACCUCAAAAUCCUUCAUUAAGAUAAAGAUUUCCCCAUCUUAUAUAUUUAUGUUAGUUUUCACCCUUCAAUACAUCAAUCACUUUUUUUUUUCUUUUUUUUUUUUAAACAUCAAUCAACUUUUCAUUUCACCCACCAAAUGGGCAUUUUUAUUUUUUGUUUUUAUAGCUUUAAAAAUUAUUUAUGGUAACAACUACAAGAGGGCUAAGCAUAAACCAUAAGAGCAUAAUUAGUUUUCUUGAAAAUAAGGGAGAGAGUGACCCACACUAAAAAGUAGACACCAAUACCAUACAUACCGCAAUUGAGAAGAAAAAUUAUAUGAUUCACAAAUCUUUUUUUGUUUUAUUAACACUAGUUAAUGGUCAUAUACAAAAUUCAUACACAUGCAUGAAAUGAAAGGCUGAGAUGGUUCCAAGAUCUUCUCACAUUCUCCCACGUGGCAUGAUCAAGGGUCAGGAUUUGACAAGCUCUACUGCCCACCAACUGAAGCACUAUCAAAUCUCUCUCCCGCAAUCGUUGCCCUCUUAAUUCUUAACCGCUCCACAUUGUUUUUAUUACUCUCUCUCUCUUAAAAAUCAAGAAAUAAACUCACCAAAACAUACUCAUGCACAACAAAACUAAACCACCCUUUAUCUUUGAAACCCCCCAUUUGGCCUUUUUGUUAUUUUUUUCUCUACCAUUUUCUCCAUUUCUCUCUCUCUCUCCCUCUCUUUUUGGGGAAAUGGGGAAAGUGGGACAAGAAUCAGAUUUCAAAACCCAGUUGGUUGCUGAAAUUUGCUCCAUUUCAACAGGCUCUAAUGCCUGUGUUCAUAGGCAACAUUGCAGCCAGGCUAAUAAAUUACCAUUCAUUGAUUGGUACCGUAUUAUAGGAGUGGAAGAAGAUGCUGGGAUAGAUGUUAUUAAAAAAUGUUACCAUAAACUUGCUUUACAACUCCAUCCAGAUAAGAACAAGCAUCCUAAGGCUGAAAUUGCAUUCAAGCUUGUCUCAGAGGCAUAUUCAUGUCUUUCAGACAAUGCACAAAGAAAAGCUUUUGAUUUAAGGAGAUGGAGGAGUUUCUGCUUCGAUUGCCUUCACGCCAAUAUGGCGAAUCCAAAUCUUGCGAAGAACAAGGCUCGGAGAACCCCAAGUUGGCCAAGAUCUCACAAGAUUCUUCGCGGGUUGAAAGAUUUACGAGACAGGUUCAGGGAAGAGACCAAGGUGAUAGAGAAUUGCUUGAAAGCCAAUGCUGCAUCUGCUACUGCUGGUGCUGCUGCUACAACAUCAAGGAAAGACUCUUCUCUGUUUAGUCCAACAAGCUCUUUGUUAAGGAGCAAAUCUCAUAGCGGGAGCCGCAAGGAGUCGCCAAUUUUCAAUCCUUCUGACUAUGUUUUUGAAGGGUAUCCACAUAUGAGGAGUCGAGUUUACAAGAAACCAGACAACUUUUGGUUCAUGAAAACUGGGCACGUUUUUAAUAGUGAAAGAGAUAGUAGAGGGAAUUGUGACUCUCCUAUCUUUGAGAUUAGACCGCAGAGAGGCAUUUUUAAGAGCAAAUCUACUUAUGUCCAUUCAUGACAUUAUUUUAAGGAAAUAGACAUUUCACACA
Molecule: messenger RNA, 1629 nt
Organism: Humulus lupulus (European hop)
Lineage: Eukaryota; Viridiplantae; Streptophyta; Magnoliopsida; Rosales; Cannabaceae
Product: pre-mRNA-splicing factor cwf23
Exons: 4
Coding region: 651-1598 (315 amino acids)
Source: RefSeq, a predicted model, not a curated record